Saccharomycodes ludwigii is the source of this 1254-nucleotide messenger RNA. RefSeq names its product proteinase A (gene PEP4). The coding region runs from base 1 to 1254 and encodes 417 amino acids. NCBI's taxonomy places the organism in Eukaryota, Fungi, Ascomycota, Saccharomycetes, Saccharomycodales, Saccharomycodaceae. Gene Ontology annotation, cellular component: fungal-type vacuole. Gene Ontology annotation, molecular function: aspartic-type endopeptidase activity. The record is from RefSeq and is a predicted model, not a curated record. The transcript has a single exon.
AUGAAAUUACAAUCUCUGUUCUCAUUGGCCGCUCUAUUGGUUGCUGCUACAUCAAAUGUUGCUGAAUGUAAAGUCCACAAAGCCAAAAUGUACAAGGAAAAAAAUGAAGAAACUUUAAAGGCAAUUGAGUUUCAAGACUAUGUGGCUUCCAUGGAAUACAGUUAUAUUUCUAGGUUCCAACAAACUUUCCCUCAUUUAUUCAAGGAUAAGGAGAAUGCCGGUGGAGACAGAAAUAAAGGGUAUUUCUCUUCAAAGAAGGGUCAUGAUAUUCCAUUGACAAAUUAUAUGAAUGCCCAAUAUUAUACUGAUAUCUCUAUUGGUACUCCAGCCCAAAAUUUUAAGGUGAUCUUAGAUACUGGUUCUUCUAACUUGUGGGUUCCUAGUGCGGAAUGCGGUUCUUUGGCUUGCUUUUUGCAUACCAGAUACGACCAUGAUGAAUCUACUAGUUACAGGGAAAAUGGCACCGACUUUUCCAUUAGAUACGGUUCUGGUUCUUUGGAAGGCUAUAUAUCCCAAGAUCUUUUGAUAAUUGGCGAUGAUUUAGUUAUCCCCAAGCAAGAUUUUGCAGAAGCUACUAGUGAACCGGGCUUAGCCUUUGCCUUUGGUAAAUUCGAUGGUAUUUUGGGGUUGGCCUAUGAUUCCAUUUCUGUUAACCAUGUUGUUCCUCCAGUGUAUAAUGCUCUUAACAACAAUUUGUUAGAUGAGCCAAGAUUUUCUUUUUACUUAGCCGAUGCUGACAGUGAAAGUGCUAGUGGAGGUGAAGCCACCUUUGGUGGUAUUGAUCAUACCAGAUAUACUGGAGAUAUUACUUGGUUACCUGUUCGUCGUAAGGCUUAUUGGGAAGUUAGAUUUGAUGGUAUUGGUUUGGGUGAUGAGUAUGCUGAAUUGGAAGGCCAUGGUGCCGCCAUUGAUACCGGUACAUCUUUGAUUGCUUUGCCAAGUGGACUAGCUGAAAUUUUGAAUGCUGAGAUUGGUGCUAAGAAAGACUGGAGUGGCCAAUAUAAGAUUGAUUGUGAUACUAGAGAUAGCUUGCCUGAUCUUACCUUUACUUUUGUUGGUAAGAAUUUCACUUUGAGCGCUUAUGACUAUACGUUAGAAGUAUCUGGUUCUUGUAUCUCUGCCUUUACUCCAUUGGACAUGCCAGAUCCAAUUGGUCCUUUAGCCAUUAUCGGAGAUUCAUUUUUGAGAAAAUACUAUUCUAUUUAUGAUUUGGGUAACGAUGCUGUUGGUUUGGCUGAAGCUGUUAGAGCUUAG